Molecule: messenger RNA, 602 nt
Organism: Drosophila ananassae
Lineage: Eukaryota; Metazoa; Arthropoda; Insecta; Diptera; Drosophilidae
Exons: 2
Coding region: 58-510 (150 amino acids)
Source: RefSeq, a predicted model, not a curated record
CAGCUCUCUUGAUUGGGGCUCCAUCGGUUCUGGCGGAGAUCACACAGAUCAGACACCAUGGAGCAGCAGGUAGAGAGACUGCGUGUGAGGUUGGUGCCCGCCAAUACGGCGGAGGAUCGCUCCAGGAACAUCAUUGCGAAUGUGGUGCUGGAGGAUGGCCCUGUGCCCUUCAUCGAUGACCAUGUGGCGGAAAAGGUGACUCUACUGCCGCAGGAGGCAUCCGGCCCUACUGCCACUGUCCAGCAUCCACGUAUCCGGUACUAUUCCGUGGGACCUUCCACCUACAAGUUACUGUGUCCACUUUGUCGGGAGCGGAGUGAGGCGGCUGUGAUGAGGGCUGCCAGCUGCAAAGAUGCCACUUGCUGUCUAAGUUUGCUUUCUUGCAUCUUCCCUCUGUUCUGGAUCUGCUGUGUGUGCACCUGGUGUGGGUGCAACCGGGAGUGGACCACCAAGGGUGUCUACUGCAGUUCGUGCGGCGGCAAAGUGGGAGUCCAGCGCAAGGCCAAAUAGAUUCUAAUUAAAGCGAUAUUAAUGCCAAAAAAUGUAUCUGAUAACUAAUUCUAUUACGCAUCUAAUUCAAUUAAAAACAUACCGUAAAUCAA